This is a messenger RNA of Phlebotomus argentipes, 1330 nucleotides long. It is a transcript of the gene Traf6, whose product is annotated as TNF receptor-associated factor 6-B. Gene Ontology annotation, cellular component: plasma membrane signaling receptor complex. The coding region runs from base 156 to 1319 and encodes 387 amino acids. NCBI's taxonomy places the organism in Eukaryota, Metazoa, Arthropoda, Insecta, Diptera, Psychodidae. Gene Ontology annotation, molecular function: protein binding. Gene Ontology annotation, biological process: positive regulation of JNK cascade; regulation of canonical NF-kappaB signal transduction; tumor necrosis factor-mediated signaling pathway. The record is from RefSeq and is a predicted model, not a curated record. The transcript has 3 exons.
AAGUCUUCCGGAAGUGUCAAGCGAUGUUUUUGCAAAUCCGUGGAAUUUUUAAGCGUAUAUUUUUCUAGAUUUCUUUUUACCCACUUUGAUGGAAUUUGUGGCAAUAAUUGAUAACGUUAGUGAUAAGCUAAAGGACUGAAGGAGUGACGAAAGGAAUGGCCCAGUCAAUAAACCGGAGUGUUUCGGCACAGGAGAGUAAUAUUCAGGAGAUGUCCAAGGAGGAUGACUGCCACUUGGAGUCUCGCUAUGAGUGCCCCAUUUGCUACUACUGGCUAAACGAGCCCGUCUUGACCUCCUGCGGCCACCGCUUCUGCCGCAAGUGCAUCACGUCGUGGCUGAAGAAGGAGACCGUGUGUCCGGUGGACAAGCAGUCGCUCUCCAUGGAAUCCGACAUUUUCCCGGACAACUUCACGCGCCGCGAGAUUCUGCAGAUCAAAAAGCCCUGUCCCAACGCCACUUUCGGCUGUCUCACGAACGUUUCGCCCGUGGAAAUGGAUGCCCACGUCCUGAUCUGCGAGUUUCGGCGUCGCACAACCAACUUCUCUUGCUACUUCGCGCGUUGCGGCUGCAAAUUCACCGCCCCGACGCAUGAUGCGCUCGACGCUCACGUGAAGAGCGAGAUGGCGCACCAUCUGGAGCUGCUCAUGGAAGCGUUUCUGCACAACAACACCCUGGAGUCCGAAUCGCGUCUCUGGGACGCACCGAUGAAGGCCAACGGCGGCCCUCCGGCUGCCUCCGAUCUGGUGCGCUCCAUGUACGAGCGGAUCGUCGUCUUGGAGCAGAAGCAGCAGGAAAUGUCGGCGAAGGUGGAGAAGAUGCGCGAGCAGUUGAGCAAGACGUGCUCCCAGGCGGAAAUCCAGGCAAAAUACACCGACGGCGUGCUCGUGUGGCAGAUCGGGCAGUUCCACAGCAAGAUCAAAGCAAUGAGUGCCAAUCCCAACAUCAUGUUCUACAGCGGCGAGGCCUACACAUCGCCGCACGGCUACAAAUUCUGCGCCAGAGUGAACAUUUCGCCAAAAGUGAAGGACUUCAUUGGACUGCACGUGCACAUGAUGCAGUCUGAGAAUGAUUACCACCUGGAUUGGCCCUUCAAGGGGCGCAUUAGGAUCAGCAUGAUUCAUCCCAAGAACUUCUCAGAGUCCCAGAUGGACACCAUAAUGUCUAAGCCAGAGAUUCUGGCCUUCCACCGACCCACGCAGGAAGGCGUGAGCCCACGAGGCUUCGGCUUCCUGGAAUACGCCUCGAUCACAGACAUUGAGCGACGCGGAUUCAUCUUCCGAGACACUUUGACCAUCAAAAUCCAGAUAAAUAUCGUGUAGAAGGGAUGCAG